This is a messenger RNA of Aethina tumida (small hive beetle), 8211 nucleotides long. RefSeq names its product protein kinase C-binding protein NELL2-like. Gene Ontology annotation, molecular function: protein binding; calcium ion binding. The record is from RefSeq and is a predicted model, not a curated record. The coding region runs from base 777 to 3488 and encodes 903 amino acids. NCBI's taxonomy places the organism in Eukaryota, Metazoa, Arthropoda, Insecta, Coleoptera, Nitidulidae. The transcript is spliced from 14 exons.
UAAUAAAAAUGUUUUUGUUGCAAUAAUAAUAUACGGAUAUUAAUUAAAAAUAAGAUAUUUGUUAGUUUAAAUAUGGAAAAUAUAAAAUUGGAAUGGUAUGAUUUAAUUGAUUUAUUUAGUCGUUGGGUCGUUUGUAAGGAUGCACCGGUAGAUCGAGUCGGUACGGAGAAGGUGGCGGCGAUAGCGGCGUCGUCGAGGAAGAGAGCGGCGAGCGUCCGGUCAGGAGUCGGGGCGGGUAGCGCCGGCGCGUCGGAACGCCGCUUCCAUCGGCACACAACCGUCGGGUCGGCAGCUUGGACCGACGGCAGGCACGAUCACCGUCAGCCGCCAGCCAGUGUAGUACCGGCCGUCGUAGUGUCGUGAGUGCACUUCCCGAACACCCAAAACUUGAUCUGCUGCUCCACUCUUGCUCUUUGCUCUUUGCUCUUGUUCUUGCUCUAUCUGUCGAUUAGCGCGAUCGGUCCCUUUCGCACGCUGUCCAAAGGCACAAGCACCGACACCAACACCGACCGCCACCUCGACCGGACUCCACGCCACCAUGUGUGUCCUCGCGCCGAGACGGACCCACGGCGACGUCCCCGGCGUCGUGUGCUGAUCGCCCGUGCCCCGGGUUCUUUGGCGUCUACCACUCGAUCCGUAAUAAUCGUUGCUGUGUUCUUAUGUUGGUCGUGUGCUCGUUUCGCGGUUGAUACUGUGCGGCUCCGGGCAAAAUGGGCCGAAAGACCGGGGGUUCACCCUCGGGUUGACAAUUCUGUGCGGGGCUCCGUAGAACGGCAAUGGCCAGCGGUCUGCCCCUCGCGGUUUGGACCACCCUGCUGUGGCUCGCCUCAGCUACUGGCUUAGAUCCUACCGGUCUGUUCCAAUCGGGCGCAUUUGGCGCCACGAGUCAAUCCAUAGACCUUUUGGCGGCCCUUGGAUUACACAACAGCACUUGGGCAGGAGUCACAUUAGCUCCUGGGCAACCUCAAUUGCGACCGGUCUAUGAUUUACAAGGUGAUUUACGAGACCUAAGACUGCCGGCGAUAGCCUUACAACAAGUCUCUGAACUGCUACGGCGCAGUCCAGAAUUUACAAUUGCAGCCUGGCUUCGACAAGAAGUAGGCAAUACGGGUACCAUCGUGGCAAUCUCCCACGGCGUUAAUAGGUACCUAGAGGUACAGUCUAGCGGUCGCAAGAACGAAAUAAGACUACACUACACAUCCAGAUUGGACUCGAAGGUGUACGUGGAGGCGUUCCCGUUCAAACUGGCGGAUAAUGUCUGGCACCAGGUCGCAGUGAGCGUAAGCGGUUCGCAGGUGGAGCUCAUCGUCGACUGUCAUCCUCUCUACAAGAGACUCAUGCGACCGGGAGCGCCCGACAGGAACCUCACGAUGGCACACCAAAUUUGGCUGGGCCAGAGGAACCAACAUUUCCACUUUAAGGGUGCUAUGCAGGACGUGCGGCUGAUCGGAGGACCCCACGGCUACCUGAGUCAGUGUCCCCGGCUGGAUUCUUCGUGUCCGACCUGCGGCCAGUUCUCCCUGCUGCAGAACACCGUGCAGGAGCUGACACGGCAUCUUCAGGAGCUUUCCGAAAGGUUAGUAGCCGCCGAGGGCCGGAUCACAGCGCUCGAGGACUGCGACUGCCAGAAGUCCUGCCACCAUCCGGACGACGGGACCAUCCACGCGGACGGCGCCACCUGGCAGAGGAACUGCGACCUCUGCUCCUGUGUGCAUGGAAAAAUCGAGUGUCAUCCAGUGGAAUGUCCUGAAGUACACUGCAAACAUCCUGUGAAACUAAAGGAAGAGUGCUGUCAUAGUUGUUUAAAGCACUGUUUCUUGAAUGGACAGUUCUUCGACCACGGUGAAGUGGUGACGGUGAAGAAGUGCGUGGAGUGCGAGUGCAAGGACGGCUUCAUGGGCUGCAACCGCAUCGAUCCGAAGAAGGCGUGCCCGAAGCUGAAUUGUCCGCCGGAGAAGCAGUUCAGCGAACCGGAUAGCUGCUGCAAGUUCUGCCCAGGUGUUGACUAUUGUGCGAAAGGUCAUUUUUGCCAUGAUAAUGCUACUUGCCGCAACUUACAAACAACUUACGCUUGUCAGUGUAAUGAAGGCUUCCAUGGGGAUGGAAAAAUCAUUUGUUCUGAUAUCGACGAAUGUAAACAAGAGGGAGGCUUAGAAGGUCACCACUGCAACCACAACACGCGUUGCGUCAAUACUCCAGGUUCCUACAAGUGCGAGUGUCUUGAAGGCUACCGACCGGUCGACAAGUUCAACUGCGUGGAAGAAGACGAAUGUAGCACCAGCAAACAUCGUUGCGACGAGAACGCCGACUGCAUCAAUACUCAAGGCAGCUACCACUGUGUCUGCAAAGAAGGAUAUCAAGGAGACGGAUACACUUGUCAAGCUGUUUGCAAUCAGACUUGUUUGAACGGUGGCAUUUGCACGUCGCCAGGAAAAUGUCGAUGUCCCAACGGCUACACCGGAAAGAGUUGCGAAUGGGACGUAGAUGAAUGCAAAUUGAAUCUACAUAGAUGUACAGAUAUUUCAGAGUGUGUCAAUUUGAUGGGCUGGUACUAUUGCAAGUGCAAGGAAGGUUACCAAAGCAGAAUUUCCACUACUAAUUUAGGAACAUUAUGUGAAGAUAUUAAUGAGUGCAAAGACAAUCUCCACACGUGUCACCCGAGCGCGCAGUGCGUAAACACAAACGGACACUACAGGUGCGAGUGUAAAGCGGCGUCGUCUAAUACCAGUCUCGCCGCCCAGCCUCCGUCGGACUGUCGCCUUAGCUGUGUAUACGGAGGCGUUGAGGUGGCGGACGGGGCGAGGAUCUCGCCGCCUCUGGGCGCGAACGGGGUGGGAAAGUGCGAGGAGUGUGUGUGCGAACGGGGCGUGAUGCAAUGCGAGAAGCCGGCUUGCGAUUGCAGUGCCCCAGGAGCGUCGGAAGACGAAUGCUGUCCGCAGUGCAUCGAACGGUACUCGUGCAAGCAUCAGGAGAUAAAGGACGUGGUUCUCAGCCACGGUCAACAAUGGUCCUAUCAAUGUCAAACUUGCGAGUGCGAGUAUGGAGAGGUGGACUGCUGGGAUAUGAAGUGUCCCCCGUUGCUCUGCAGCAAUCCAGUAACGUCACCGGGCGAUUGUUGUCCACAUUGCGGUGAUCCUUGUCCGUUGGUGAACGUGACAGGGUCCGGACAACAGUGCGUCUACAUGGAUCGCAUGUACGAAUCGGGCGCCCAGUUCACCGACCCGAACGACACGUGCGUUACGUGCAACUGUAAGGACGGAGCGCUUUGCUGCAGUUAUACUAACUAUUGCGGUGACGAUCAACAGCCAGUUGGAUUUGAUGGAGUGGUGGCCAACGCAUCGCCCGCCGCCACCGGAAGACCACCAUCAUCCCAGCAGUCCGGCCGCCAGUACACUCAAAGAAAUCCUACAACUCCUGCAGGUGGUCGAGUGGCUGUUGGCGGUGAGCACCGCGUCGGCCCGACUCAGGAGGCGGCGCAGGCCGGCUGAGCCGCCCCAGCUCGACGCACCCGGUCUCUACAUUCCUGGACGCUGUCGCGCAGCCGCCCCAGCGUCGCCGCAGCUUCGCCUAUCUCCUAAAAAAACCACGCAACGAGUGUGUGUGUUCGCUCCACAAAAUUAAUUGUACGGCUGUAAGGCUUCUUAUGACAUUCUACGUGUAUCACUUCAAGUAACAUAUUAUAUGUAAUGUUUUAAACGACAGCAAGUGCUGCUAGGACGAACCGCUGGUGUCUUCCUAGGUAGUUUCCGAAUUUAGGCCAAUGGCACAGUUGGCGGCUCCUGUUCGUUGGUGGGUUAUGCUCAAUAUUCUCUAUUUGGUCAAUUAAGUUUUACGGACAAUUUCAAAAUGCAUGUCUAACAUUUUUAUAUUACUUCAGUCAUCAUUAUUGGGGUUAAAUCCACUAAAACUGCCUAAUUAGAGAUUUACUGACACUUAUAAUUUAACUGACUGUUCUGAAUGUAUUUUAUCAUGUGCCUUGAAAUUGUCCAUGAUUACUGACGGUUUUUUAACAAUUUAUAGAAUUCUGAACCACACAUUAUGCCACUUUAACCAUCUCCUAUUUGUUUUCGUUUAUUUUAUAUAAAAUUAAGAUAUUUUUACGCCAUUAAAGAGCAAGCUUAAAGUAAGCAUAUGUGCCUCUUUACAUGAGAAAAUUAUGGUAGUGUAUGGUGUGGUUCGUUAUACCUGUAGAACAGGAAUCGCUAGAUCGCCUAUAUGUGUCUGUCUGUUACGGCUGAAUAAUAUUACUGUUCACAAUUUAUCAUUGUUGUACAAGGUUGUUUAAAGUUUUACAGAAACAAUAGUUUAUAAUAAGGUACGAGUACAUUACAAUUUAAUAAGAAUAAUAAUAAUUACAAUAUUAAUAAAUAUUUCUGGCGACUUCUAUUCAUUCUGCAUGAUCUAACUAUAUAGUAUAAAAAUAAAUGUGGUCAAAUUUUAUAAUCUGCCUUAAAAUUGGUAAAUUCUAAAACCAUGGGGCUACUAAAAAAAUUUCGAGCGUGUAUAUAAUAAAAUGGAAUUUGUAUAUAUGGUUAGUUGACAAGCUGAGACACUCAAUCAUUCUACUAUAAAAGAUAUUUUGAUAUCAACCAAAAAUGGGACAACAUGUUUUCUAUUGGAGUAAUAUAGUAAAGCUUAUUAAACUACAGACAUGUGUAUAAUUAAGGUUUUGUUAAAUUAGUGUAUCAGCAAUAUAGGAAAAUACACUUUUCAAUAAUCGAACAUUUUAGAUCCUUUUGCCUUAAUGUUUUGAAAAUUACACUUUCCUGAGUAAUUUCUUAUAAAAACACUGCCAUUUGAUACACUGAAGUUGUGCUUAUUAAAUUUGGUAAUGGUUGUUAGUAUUAUAAAUAUAAUUACUCGAAAAUGUGUAAAUUUAAUUAAAAAUAAUAUAUGCUUAGAACAUAGAUCGAUUUUGAAAAGGUAUUAAAAUCUCGAUUCAUAUUGAAUUAAUUAGCGAAGAUAAUAAGACGAAUCAACUGCGCGAUGUCUCUAACAAUAAAAUAGAAUGCGCAAUUUUUAAAGCGCAGUUUUUAUUCUAGAAAACCUUAAUGCUUAAACCUAAAAUAGUAUAUGAUGUUUUCAUUACGUAACAACUUGUAUAUACUUUGAGGCUAUAUACAAAAAUUGUGCAGUUAGAGAACGAUUUUCUGUUAAAACGAUAAUUCUGAAGUCGACCUCUAACAUAUUAAUAUUCUAAAGAUCACCAAAUGACAAUAAAAAAGGGAACUAUUCAGUAUAAGAAUCAAAUAUACGCCAGAUACUGCUGCUGUGUUUUCUAGCAUUUUUCCUGAUUUGUUUUCAAUAAUAUCUGCAGUAUCUGGUCUUGAACCGUGAACACUACAAUCAGUGCAAGCAUUGGAUUUAAUCACUUUAUGAGAAUUGAUUGCUAUUAAUACAAUUGACCAUUGUGAUUUAGGGCAGAAACAAGAAGCUUGUGUCACUCAAACACAUUACAACGAAUAUUUACAUCGGACAUUUUUUAAUCAGGCAUAUGUUGGAUUGUAUCAAUAUUGUUGUAAUACGCAUAUUUCAUGAAUUAUGUAUAUUAGUGUAAUAUUUGUAUGAAUAAGAAUAUGUCGGAAACUCUAAUUUUCAAAUUUGCAUGACCUUUUUAUCUUCUGUGAGAAGACUUUAAAGAACUGUAAAUAAAUCAUUAAAAACGCAUAUAAAUUAAAUCCAACGAAUUUUUUUUUUUUUUAAUUUACACUUGACGAUAUUUAUAUGUAUACUAGCUUAACACUUAAUUUUGCAUGGAUGUAUUUGUAUAAAAUAUUUUCUGUUUUGUGGAUUGUAAACAUGUUUUGCUGGGUUCAGUGUUAAGUAAUCUAUCGAAACAAUUUUCGAAAAGGUUUCAGCAAAAUGUCUUAUCAAUCCGAAAAAUAUGUAGAUAUAUAGAGACCGUGGCCUUUCAUGUUUGAUUAUUAUUAAUAGAAGAAACUUUUAUACUAUUUGCCUACAGUAUAUAUGAUAAAAUCUAUCUUAGAUAAUAUAUGUUUAUUUGCUACUUUUUUACAUUUUAAGCGGAAAUUACAAAAAUUAAAUGUUGUUCCCAGUUUAUGGGAUUUUUCUACUAAAAAUUGCAGAUCGUAGCUCCAAUAGCUAACAUUUAAAUUUAUGAUGAUAAGAUGUAUAGUGAACAUAGAUAUGUAUGUAGAUAAAUGUUAUUUUGGUAGUCCAUGGGAAAAUUAAUACAGUCCUGCAAAAUAUUUACUCAUAUAAUUUUAUUCUAGAAUAUAAUAAAUGUUUUUUUGUCUCAUCUAGGUCCAGUUAAAAUAUAUAGGGGCUUUAGAGCGUCACAAAAUUUAUUGUGCUAUUUUCCUCUCCACUAUCUUGCUUUUCGUUGUUGAUUACUGGGCCUAGAAAUGUAUUAAUAAUGCUAAAUUAAAGACUGACAGUCUGAUAUUAAACAAAAUAUUUUGCAGCGACCCGAAAAUUUUUUAGAACAACUUUCUAGUCAAAAUAGAGCUUGCCCUGCAGGCUUAAAGUUUGGAGAACUAAAAUUAGUAAACAAAAAAAAAAAACAAAAGCAUAUCUAGCUAUUUUAAAUUAUUGCAAUAUUUAAAUUGUGAUAUUGUUGAAUGAGACUAAUAAAAUAAUUUUAACAUUAUUAUAUAAUUAGUUCCUCUGUGCUGUGUGUGCAGCAUCUAAUGAAUUAAAGUUCUAUGUACGUAGCACAAAUUAUAUGCAAAAAUAAUAAUCAAAAACACCAGAUUUUAUAGUGUAAUACUCUGAAAUGUAAAUUGCAAUUUACUUAAACCUCGCGCCACCCAGUCGAAAGUACCAAAAUUAACCAUUUAAUCACAGCUUCCUGUAGAACAGUCGUCGUUCCCUCGUAGAUGGCGCACCGAGUGUCGAAUUCAAAUACGAAUUAAAAUUUGAGUAAAUCGCAUUUUGCGCUAACAACAAAUUAUUUUGUUUGAAUUAGAUGUAUUUAUGUACAAGAGAAAUAUUUUAUCGGAAUUGAACGGCACCUUGGACUUUAAAAAAAUGUUGCGUUCUUAAAACAGAAUAAAUAAUAUCAAUUUUGUGUUAGUUUUAUAUGAUAAAUCAUUUGUAUAUAUUUAUAUUUUUCUGAAAAGGUCCGUUGAACUCCUGAAAUAGUUUUAGCAUGUACAAAAUUUGUAAUGAUUAUUGUUUCCCAUGCUCAUGAAUAUUCGCAGUGCAGUAUUUUAAUAUUUUUUUUUUACAUACUUGUACAUAACUGAAUUGAUCGCUACUGUUAGAGUAAAAUAGUUGCUAAAUUUGCAGAUAGAGCACAUUAUCUUAUUGUCACACAUCAGUAUUUUUACUUUUCGUUGUUAAAAAAUGUUCAUUUUUAUAUUUUGAUUGACGAUGGUUAUGUGCGAAUUGAAAAACACCAUGACAUUCUAUUACCCUCUAUACAACAUAUUGUUGUUUUGAAUUUUAUUUUAUUUUCUUUAUGGUAGGUUUUAUUGCGAUAGGAAUAACAUAAUUUAUGUACAUUUUGAGAUUUAUAUUUAUUUACAUUUUAUUAUAUUAUUGUACAAACAUUGCCGUAAUCCUUUUGUUGUAAAAAUGUGUGCCAAUCAUUAUUACAAAUAAAUAUUAAUAAACAUUUUUUGUUUAAUUUCCAUAACUGAUUUUAAAUAAAAUACAAUUAUCGCUUUUUAGUUGAUUUUUAUUGGCUUUUUAUUAAAUAUAACAUAUUAAUAUUAACUCUAGACAAAAAAUUUACUUAAGAUAAAAUAGCGAAUAAAUAGAGAAUUAUGAAUAGGCAAAGCGGCAAGCUAUGAUAGACCAUAAAUUCCUAUGGCCGAUGUAAAGAUAUGUACAAAAAAUUAUCUCAGGUUAACCUGGUCGUUGUUCGAGGAAGUCUUUCUUCUUUGUAGUCUGUUAAAUGGCAUUUAACCGUGUCUUGUUCCCUUGUUCUAAUAUGAAACGUCACCCCUCUUCAUAUGUAAAAAAUCGGUUGGAAUACAAAAAAUCUGUUCUUUUCAAAAACAAAAAUUAAUAAUUAAAGUCGUAAAUAUGCGCCCUCAAGCAUGAUUAUUUCUAACGCGAUUAGCCAGGGUUAUUCUAACAGUCUUAACCAAAGGAUCAAGUGGGGAAUGAUUGAUUGUCAAUCAUUCUCCGAUAAUAUUUUAGAAUUUCAAGAGUUGUGAAAAGAACUUGAUUAAGAAAGUUACAAUAUAUAAAUAUAUAUUUUUUUUAAUUAGGAAAUUAAGCCAUGGUGAGGGUUCCUGCACC